AACUAGAUAAAUAUAGCGCUAUGUAUAUGUGCAUAAUGUGUUACUCAUAAAUAUCUACAGGUCGCGUAAUUUGCUUUUAUGAUUAGAUAUUUUGUUAUUUAGUGGGAUAAAAAACAGUGGAUAAAGUUGUCAAUUUUCCUUUUAAAAUGUCGGAGUUAACUGUCAUUUUAGAGAUCAUUUCUUUUGUGUUUCUAACAUGUUUGAUGAUUAAACGGAUUUUUCAGAAUAGAAAUAAGACGUAUCCUGAUGGGCCGUUUGGAUUUCCAAUUAUUGGUCAUCUACCAUUAUUUGGAAAUUAUCCACCGAAAACAUUCAUGAAAUGGUGGAAUUCCUAUGGUGAUGUGUUUUCUAUCAGACUUGGUAGCUGGAAUACUGUUGUUGUCAAUGGUUAUGAUGCAGUGAAGGCAGCUGCCGAGCAUCCUGACGAUGUUUUCAGUGGAAGACCAAACUUUUUUUCUAUGGAUAUUUACAGAAAAAGCGUCAAGGAAGUUACUUUUGCUUUUAGUAAUUUUUCGCCAGUUUAUUUGAAGCAAAAACAAUUAACUUCUAAAGCGUUACGUUCAUUUACGUAUAAACGACCGGAAAUAAUUGAAGAUUUGGUAACAAAUGAAGCUAACGCUUUUGCAGAUAUUAUAGUAAAAAAAUACAACAGAAAGUUUGGUCCGAUAGAACUGGAUGUCCAAACAUUUGCUACUAGGAUAGUAUAUCAGUUUCUUUACGGACGUAGUAAAACUGUUGACAUUAAAACUAUAAUAAAAUCACUUGAAGAGGUUAAUGAACUCGUUGGAAGUGGUAGUCUGUUAAAUGCUUUACCGUGGUUGCGAUUUGUAAUGCCGAGGAAAAUUGACAAAUUUGUAAAAUGUCUUGUUCGAUCAUACGAUAUCGCGAAAAAACAAAUACGCGAGCAUAAUGAGACAUUUACUGUUGGAAACGUCAGAGAUGUAGCAGAUGCAAUUAUUGCUACUGACGUCGAUGCUGACGAAAGUAGAGACAAAAAUGUCUUAACAAGACAACGCCUGAAUCUAACGCUCGGUGAUUUACAAGAAGCCGGAGUUGAUACAACAAACAAAACCUUAUCUUGGCUGUUCCUCUUCAUGGCAGAGUUUCCUGAAAUUCAAGAACGAGUGUUUAUGGAGAUAAGGAAUAUAGUAGGUACAGAGAGAAACGUUUUGUUGAAGGAUAAACCAGAUCUGGUCUACACAAAUGCUGUUAUUCUAGAAGUAAUGCGAAUAGUGACUCCAGUACCGUUUAUGCUUCCCCAUUUUUCAAUGAAAAAUGCAAAGCUACAGGGCUUCGAUGUUGAUAAGGACACCGUGGUAAUUUUCAAUAUUUACUCCGUUCAUCACGAGGAAAAGUUCUGGGGAGAUCCGAAAAAUUUCCGUCCAGAACGUUUUUUAUCUGAUGGAAAAAAUCUAGAUCAAGAAAAGUGUAACCACGUAUUUGCGUUUGGUCUUGGUAGACGCCGUUGUAUCGGGGAAGAGUUCGCCAAAAUGACAUUAUUUUUGUCUUUUACUACUGCGAUACAAAAAUGCAAAAUUAUAAAACCUGCCGGUGAAAAUCUUGAUUUGACUCCCGUACCUGGACUUGUUUAUUCUCCCAGGCCUUACAACGUGCUUGUUCAGGAAAGGUAUUGAUGUUUAGUAUCUAAGGUCUACCGUGUUUCGACUCAGUUGAAAGUUCAUAUACUUUUACAUUUUAGUGCAUCAAUAACAAAGAGAAUCCCUUUUAAUGUUUUGUUAAUGUUUUGGGAUAAUGAUUUUUACCGACACGGUAUCACUCAGUCGCAACUUCUUGGCAAUUCUGUCAAACAGCUGAUAAGAAUUUCGAACACACUAUUACAAGUAUAAACACACAGAACGAAUACAGCAGUUCUGUCUAACCUACAACACAAAAUAAAACGAGUGAAAAAGGGAAUUUAGUGAUUGGAUUUGUUGACUUAGUUUAUGUCAUUAUUUUGUUUAAGGCGAUAUAAAUAAAAAACUUUUAGAUACGAUAUUACAUACAUUUACUAAUUAUCAUGUUUUAAAAACCCCGAAAAACAGAAUGUUUCACUUGGAAUUAUUCUGAUUAGAUUGUAACUUUAUUU
Ruditapes philippinarum (Manila clam) is the source of this 2086-nucleotide messenger RNA. Its product is annotated as cytochrome P450 1A1-like. The record is from RefSeq and is a predicted model, not a curated record. The transcript has 2 exons. The coding region runs from base 147 to 1634 and encodes 495 amino acids. NCBI's taxonomy places the organism in Eukaryota, Metazoa, Mollusca, Bivalvia, Venerida, Veneridae. Gene Ontology annotation, molecular function: iron ion binding; monooxygenase activity; oxidoreductase activity, acting on paired donors, with incorporation or reduction of molecular oxygen.